Messenger RNA from Eimeria acervulina, 276 nucleotides. RefSeq lists its product as hypothetical. The transcript has a single exon. Lineage: Eukaryota; Apicomplexa; Conoidasida; Eucoccidiorida; Eimeriidae. The coding region runs from base 1 to 276 and encodes 91 amino acids. The record is from RefSeq and is a predicted model, not a curated record.
AUGGGGUUCUUCAUUCCCGCGUUACUGCUAGGGGGAUUUGGCAUGAGUCAGCACUUAGCCACGAAGGAAUUAGAUGAUUUAAUGAGAGAAUCUGAGAGGCCUCUCUUUGGCUUCUGGUGGGGCGUCGGUCUCGGCGCUGUCUUCGGCUUUUGGCUGGGCAUCAACUGCAGCGGCCUCUUUGAACGAUUUAGCAGCAUUUCUAAAGCAGGAAGGGCUCUCUUUAACUUCCCAGCAGAUGAUACUCAGCAGCAGCAGCAGCAGCAGCAGCGCCAUUAG